Messenger RNA from Lasiodiplodia theobromae, 1146 nucleotides. Its product is annotated as Cell division protein GTP binding protein. Lineage: Eukaryota; Fungi; Ascomycota; Dothideomycetes; Botryosphaeriales; Botryosphaeriaceae. Gene Ontology annotation, biological process: cytoskeleton-dependent cytokinesis. Gene Ontology annotation, molecular function: molecular adaptor activity; GTPase activity; GTP binding. The record is from RefSeq and is a predicted model, not a curated record. Gene Ontology annotation, cellular component: cell division site; microtubule cytoskeleton; septin complex. The coding region runs from base 1 to 1146 and encodes 381 amino acids. The transcript is spliced from 6 exons.
AUGGCGGAAUCUGCGUCCCCGAUUGGCAUUGCCAAUCUCCCCAACCAACGGCACAAGAUCGUUGCGAAGCGCGGUGCCGCCUUCACUAUUAUGGUUGCUGGCGAGUCCGGCUUGGGAAAGACGACCUUCAUCAACACUCUCUUUUCCACCACGAUCAAGAACUAUGCCGAUCACAAGCGCCGCCACCAGAAGCAGGUCGACAAGACGGUCGAGAUCGAGAUUACCAAGGCCGAGCUUGAGGAGAAGUUCUUCAAGGUCCGCCUCACGGUUAUCGACACGCCCGGCUUCGGCGACUACGUCAACAACCGCGACUCGUGGCAACCCAUCAUUGAGUUCCUUGAUGACCAGCACGAGUCGUACAUGCUCCAGGAGCAGCAGCCCAAGCGUACGGAGAAGAUUGAUCUCCGUGUCCACGCCUGCCUGUACUUCAUCCGCCCUACCGGCCACACCCUGAAGCCUCUCGACAUUGAGGUUAUGAAGCGUCUCUGCACUCGCGUCAACCUCAUUCCCGUUGUCGCCAAGGCCGACACUCUCAGCCCCGCUGACCUCAACAAGUUCAAGGCCAAGAUCCGAUCUGUUAUCGAGGCCCAGGGCAUCAAGAUCUACCAGCCCCCGCUCGAGGAGGACGAUGAGGCCGGUCUCCAGCACGCUCGCAGCCUGAUCGCUGCCAUGCCUUUCUCCGUCAUCGGCUCUGAGAAGGACGUCCAGACCACUGAUGGCCGUACCGUCAAGGGUCGCCAAUACGCCUGGGGUGUGGCUGAGGUUGAGAACGAGGAGCACUGUGACUUCAAGAAGCUCCGCGCCAUCCUUAUCCGCACGCACAUGCUGGAUCUGAUCCACACGACCGAGGAGAACCACUACGAAGCGUACAGGGCACAGCAGAUGGAGACGCGGAAGUUUGGCGAGGCUCGGCCCAGGAAGCUGGACAACCCCAAGUUCAAGGAGGAGGAAGAGGCACUCCGCAAGCGUUUCACGGAGCAGGUCAAGGUAGAGGAGCAGCGUUUCCGCCAAUGGGAGCAGAAGCUCAUCUCGGAGCGCGACCGCCUCAACAAGGACUUGGAGCAGAGCCACGCCGUCAUCAAGCAGCUCGAGGCAGAGGUCGAGACACUGCAGGGCAGCGUUACCCGCUCUCACGGCCGUCGUUAG